Messenger RNA from Cucurbita pepo subsp. pepo (vegetable marrow), 2276 nucleotides. RefSeq names its product glucan endo-1,3-beta-glucosidase 8. Gene Ontology annotation, biological process: carbohydrate metabolic process. The record is from RefSeq and is a predicted model, not a curated record. Gene Ontology annotation, molecular function: hydrolase activity, hydrolyzing O-glycosyl compounds. Lineage: Eukaryota; Viridiplantae; Streptophyta; Magnoliopsida; Cucurbitales; Cucurbitaceae.
CCGAAGCCCUUUCCCUUUCAGUUUGUAUUUCAAUCCUUCCUCCACUAACAUUUGUAGCUGUUCUUCUUGUUCUUGUUCCCAUUUCUACCACUGCUUCCAUCCGCCAUUCAAUUAUAACCGUUGAGGGCCCCCUUUUGUCUUGAUCUAUCUCUCUCAUAACCCCCAUUUCUCCGUUUUUCCUUUCCCACUCUCCACUUUCUCUGGUGCCGCUUCUGGUGUUCAUCAUUUUCUUUCUUAUUUCAUCCCCUUCUUCUCUGCUUAUUUGAUUUCUUCCUUUUUUUUUAGGCUGUUCUUCUUCUUGUUCUUCUUCCUUUUCCCCUGUUUCACUCUCAAUCUCCUCUGUUCUCUGCUUUUCCUGAUUUGGGUUUGCUUUUAUUCCUAUUUCCACUGUACACCCACAGGAAUUUCAAUCUCAUCCUUUUUCUUCUCCCUCUACUUACCUUUAUUCCUACUCUUACUUCUUCAUCGCUUUAUUGGAUUCUUUUUUCAUCUCUCUCUCCCCCUCUAUCACCAUCUCUGUUCUCGUGGGGGCAAAUAUUGCCGGAUCUUCGGGGGGAAGACGGAAGGUUCUUCAGUCUUUUUUCUUUUUUUCCCGAUCUUUUUCUAUAAUCAAUCUGUUCAGAUCACUUUCAUUUGCUAAUUCCAUCUGGGUAUCAUUGCUUUUUGUUAUUUGAUUCUUUUCCCCCCCUUUUGUUGGCUGUGAGCGAGGUGGGAAAAUGGGAAGAUUAUGGAUUCUGAAAUGGGUUUUGUUGGUUGGGGUUUUGGGUUGCUGUGUUGAAGGUCUUGGAGUGAAUUGGGGAACUAUGGCGAAUCAUAAAUUACCCCCUAAGACCAUUGUGCAGAUGUUUAAGGAUAAUGGGAUUCAGAAAGUGAAGCUGUUUGAUGCAGACCAAUCCUCCAUGGGCGCUCUGGCUGGCACUGGUAUUGAGGUCAUGGUUGCCAUUCCUAAUGAUCAACUUGUCGCCAUGGGAGACUACAAUCGAGCUAAGCAAUGGGUGCAGAGAAAUGUCUCCCGUUACACCUUUGAUGGAGGAGUUACCAUCAAAUAUGUUGCUGUUGGCAAUGAGCCAUUUCUAUCAUCUUAUAAUGGAUCAUUCUUGAAUGUUACCUUUCCAGCCCUUCAAAACAUUCAAAAUGCACUCAAUGAAGCUGGUUAUGGGGAGACCAUCAAGGCAACAGUACCCUUAAAUGCUGAUGUUUACAACUCCCCCGUGAAUACCCCGUAUCCGUCUGCUGGUCGGUUUCGGAGCGAUAUCAAUGGACUCAUGACUCAAAUCGUCCAGUUUCUAAGCAAGAACAAUGCACCAUUUACUGUCAACAUAUACCCUUUUCUUAGUCUUUAUGGCAACGACAACUUCCCAUUCGACUAUGCUUUCUUUGAUGGUGCAAGCAAUCCUGUUGUUGACAUGAACACUGGCAUUCAAUAUACCAAUGUUUUCGAUGCGAACUUCGACACGUUAGUGUCGUCUCUGAAAGCUGUAGGACUUGGGGACAUGCCAAUUCUAGUUGGCGAGGUUGGAUGGCCAACUGAUGGGGAUAAGAAUGCCAAUGCUGGCAAUGCUUAUAGAUUCUACAAUGGCCUUCUACCAAGGCUUGCAGCCAACAAAGGCACCCCAUUGAGGCCUGGAUUCAUUGAAGUGUACUUGUUUAGCUUUCUGGAUGAAAAUGGCAAGAGCAUUGCUCCAGGGAACUUCGAGCGGCAUUGGGGCAUUUUCGGGUACGACGGUCAGCCGAAGUUUGGCAUGGAUCUUUCAGGUCAGGGCCAGAACAAGCUGCUUGUGGGAGCACAAGACGUGCAGUAUCUUCCUCAAAAGUGGUGUAUGUUCAAUCCAAAUGCUAAGGAUUUAAGCAAACUAGCUGAUAACAUAGACUAUGCGUGCACUUUUUCUGAUUGCACUUCGCUUGGGUAUGGAUCUUCUUGCAAUAAUUUGGAUGCUAAUGGGAAUGCGUCGUAUGCGUUUAAUAUGUACUUUCAGGUGCAGAAUCAAGAUGAAUUGGCGUGUAAUUUUCAAGGUUUAGCUACAAUAACCUCGCAGAAUCUUUCACAAGGUACUUGUAAGUUCAUCAUCCAGCUAGCUUCGUCUUCCCCCUCCUUUGAUGCUUCAUUUGUUAGCUUAGUAUCUAUGGCCUUGUUAUUCACAGCAAUGUUGCUAUGAUUUGGUUGUGUAGAUACUUUAUGAUGAUGAUGAUGUUCCAUAUUAUUGCUCUUAUACUUCAUUUUUUCUAAUGUUCAUUAGUUUAUGAGUGAUUCUAUUCGAUCGCUGUUUUGAUUCUCA